CCAAAACUGCUAACUAUAAGAGGAGCAGUCAAGCACACCACACAUCCAUAUCUGCCGAGUGAUCUUUGCCUCUCCACCAAAAAUGGCCUUCUUCUUCUUCUUCAUCCGCAUGGCGGUGCUCCUCUUCUUGCUGAGCACAACAUGCGCCACCGCACUCACCCCAACACCGAAUGCCACAGACCUUGCUGCGCUGCUCGCCUUCAAGGCACAGCUCAAGGACCCCUUUGGCAUCCUUGCGAGCAACUGGACUCCGACUGCCUCCUCCUGCUCGUGGGCCGGCGUCUCAUGUGACCGCAGGCAGCGCGUCACCGGCCUGGAGUUCCACGAUGUGCCGCUCCAGGGCAGCGUCGCGCCAGAGCUAGGCAAUCUCUCUUUCCUCUCGACUCUGGUCCUCAGCAACACCAGCGUCAUGGGUACCGUGCCAAGCGAGCUUGGUAGUCUGCCAUGGCUUCAAACUCUUGAUCUUUCUUACAACAGCUUGUCAGCUCUCAGGGAAUCUCGAUUUCCUGGCAGUAUUAUCCAAAUGCAGGAGCCUGGAUACCAUAGACAUAGCAGCAAAUGAAUUCACAGGGAUACUACCACCCUACAUGGGAAACCUCAGCACAGCGCUGCAAUAU
Panicum virgatum (switchgrass) is the source of this 617-nucleotide messenger RNA. Its product is annotated as leucine-rich repeat protein 1-like. The record is from RefSeq and is a predicted model, not a curated record. Bases 83 to 562 code for a protein of 159 amino acids. The transcript is spliced from 2 exons. Gene Ontology annotation, molecular function: protein binding. NCBI's taxonomy places the organism in Eukaryota, Viridiplantae, Streptophyta, Magnoliopsida, Poales, Poaceae.